This is a messenger RNA of Arvicanthis niloticus (Nile rat), 294 nucleotides long. It is a transcript of the gene Cfap97d2, whose product is annotated as CFAP97 domain containing 2. The record is from RefSeq and is a predicted model, not a curated record. NCBI's taxonomy places the organism in Eukaryota, Metazoa, Chordata, Mammalia, Rodentia, Muridae.
AUGCAUAAAGUCCCCCAGCUGACCAUCCCGUGGGCUAAUAGGGACCUGCAGAGAGCCUGGGAGAAAACCUACCAGGACCAUAGGAAGAAGGUCCAGAAUGCCCAACCACUAGUGGACACCCACCCACCACAGACUUACAGCCAUCUCCACCUAAAGUUCAAGAAGUUGAAGAUGGAGGAAGAGAGACUCUCCAUCAUUGACAGAAACAACUACCUGCUUCUUCAGAGGGUGGCCUCCGCCAUGAAAACCAAGGGACAGACUGAUGGCCAAAAUAACUUCACAGAGAGAAGGUAA